GAAGAAGCGGCAGACUUUACUACAACGAGUGGCUGAAGGAAAACAAUUAGUUCUGAAAUUUUAACUGUUCUCAAUCAAAAAGUAUAGAUCUGAACUGUUACCCUAUAAUGACCGCCACCAAACUGAGGAGGGCAGCAAUACGCCAUAGCUGCAUCUAGUCAGUAAGAAUAAAAGAAGACGAAGAAGAAGAUGACGACGAAGAAGACGGAGGAAGAAUUCUCGGUGUAAGGUUUGGAUGUUUCGGGAGCUCCAACAACUAGUUUACUUCAGUGACGUAGAACAAGUCAACUAAUUUACUUCAGUGACGUAGAACAAGUCAACUAGUUUACGUUAGUGACGUAGAAGAAGUCGACUAGUUUACGUUAGUGGCGUAGAAGAAGUCAACUAGUUUACUUAAGUGACGUAGAAGAAGUCAACUAGUUUACGUUAGUGGCGUAGAAGAAGUCAACUAGUUUACGAUAGUGGCGUAGAAGAAGUCAACUAGUUUACGUUAGUGGCGUAGAAGAAGUCAACAUGGUCCAAGAGUUCCACGUCGUGAGGUGCUUCUCGUGCCAGACCUUUCAGGUGCAGCAGGUUAAAAAGACCAAGAAAUGGAGCUGUAAGAUGUGCGGAGAGAAGCAGUCUCUGGUCAAGGAGUUUGGUCGGGGCUCCGGGCUGGACUGCAGACGUCACGUCCAGAAGCUGAACACCAUGCGGGGGCAGAUGAUGGACGAACAGGCGGCUGGCUUCAUGUGGCAGGAGCCAGAGGACAACGCAGCUGCAACCUGUGAGAACACACUUCAGCAGGACUACCUGAAAAAGGCUGAAGAGCCUCAGGUGAGCCGCUGGAGUAAAUACCUGGACGCGUCGGUGGGAGGGCGGGACCAAGAGGAGCAGACCGAUGAAGAGGAAGAGAAUGUUUCUACUGACAGGAAACAGCUCCAUGGCAAAAGGAAGAGGAAGAGAAGAGAUGCAUGGACGGAUGGAGGACACGGCUCCGCCAGCGGGACGGCGUCACAGCGGCCAGUGCAACGAAACACCUCCACCAUCGCACUCGCUCCGAGGGACGAGCCCAUCGCUCAGCCAGCCUUUAGCCAACCAGCAAGUAGAGCAGAUCCAGGCUACACCAGUUCUACCAGCGGGGCGGAUCCAGGCUACACCAGUUCUACCAGCGGGGCGGAUCCAGGCUACACCAGUUCUACCAGCGGGGCGGAUCCAGGCUACACCAGUUCUACCAGCGGGGCGGAUCCAGGCUACACCAGUUCUACCAGCGGGGUGGAGCCAGGCUACACCAGUUCUACCAGUACACACAACACAGGUGCCUCAUGCCAGCCCAGACCAACUAGCACUAUGACUGCGUCCAAAUGGACUUGGUUCUUUUCUGCUCGCUGUCCACAGGAAGAUGGACCCAGUACUGAUGACCUCCACUCUGGUUCGGGGUCCUGUGGCGAACCAGUAGGAGGACUGGGUGGGGCUGGCAGUGUGACGGCCUCCAGUAAGCUCAAGGCAGUCGUUGGCAUCUGCCAAUCUGAAGAAGAAACCACUGGGAACACGACGCCCACCCCCAUGCCGAUACUGCCUUCGUUUUCUGAAGCUGUCGGUCAGCAGACUCGGCCCACCAAGCGGUCGUACGCCUCGCUGCCUGCCAGCUCAGUGUUCUCCAUGUUCAGCACAGGAGACGACUUCGACGACAUGUGGUAAUGUUUGUGUUCAAGCUGAAGUUUAAAGCAACUCCACAUUCAGCCGAACUGACCCGAGGCAAGGCGAGAGGCCAUCUGGACUCUGGAGGACAGGAAGGUUCUACCUUUGAGCGUUUAACUGACAUCCUUAUCCAGAUUCGCUCACUGUCAACACAACAG
Messenger RNA from Lampris incognitus (smalleye Pacific opah), 1838 nucleotides. RefSeq names its product MRN complex interacting protein (gene mrnip). Gene Ontology annotation, cellular component: nucleus. The coding region runs from base 514 to 1680 and encodes 388 amino acids. Gene Ontology annotation, molecular function: chromatin binding. NCBI's taxonomy places the organism in Eukaryota, Metazoa, Chordata, Actinopteri, Lampriformes, Lampridae. The transcript is spliced from 7 exons. The record is from RefSeq and is a predicted model, not a curated record. Gene Ontology annotation, biological process: mitotic G2 DNA damage checkpoint signaling.